Molecule: messenger RNA, 612 nt
Organism: Scedosporium apiospermum
Lineage: Eukaryota; Fungi; Ascomycota; Sordariomycetes; Microascales; Microascaceae
Exons: 2
Coding region: 1-612 (203 amino acids)
Source: RefSeq, a predicted model, not a curated record
AUGUCUACCUCUGCCCAGCCGGACGGGUGUAGUGGAGUUGGUGAUGAUGAGAAGGGACAUGGGAUGACUGCUGAGGAAUUCAGCACUUUCAACGCCUUCUCAGUGAAGAUGAACAACUUUGAAAAUGGAACUCCCCUAAAGCACGAGUACUUCCGCACAGAAUGGAAAUCGUUCCAAACCGCCUGCCAAGACAAACGCCCACUAACAGGCGCCAGCAAAGACCACUUCCUCACGCGUGCCAUCCAGUUCUGCCGAAGACUCCAGAUGCACCACCACAUCGAGGAAGCGUACGUCUUCCCCGUCCUAGCGCAAAAGAUGCCCGAGUUCCGCGCCGAGCUGGGUAUCGACGAAGACGGCGAGAGGAGAAGCGGCAAGGCGGAGCUCCUGACGCAGCAUGAGGCCAUCCACGCGGGGCUGGUCGAGUUUGAAGCGUAUGUUAGGGCAUGUCGGGACGGGAAGGAGGAGCUGGAUUGGGAGGCGUUGAGGGGGAAGAUGGAGUCGUGGGGGGAUGUGUUAUGGAGGCAUUUGGAUGAGGAAGUACAUACGUUGCGGGCGGAGAAUAUGAGGAAGUAUUGGAGCAUUGAGGAGAUGUGGGAAAUCUUGAGUUUUUAA